AUGUCCCACCCAAUCACAACCCAUGGCUUCACGCCCGUCCCCGCAAACCCCCAAACCCUCCUUUCACAAGCCCCCAUCAGCUCCAAGCCCCCCGCAAUCCCCGUCUCGUCAACCCCAAUCCCAGCCGCCCCUCUCGCCCUCCGAAUCCAAGAAUACGCCCGCACCCAUCUCCCACAGCCAACCUACCACCACAGCCUGCGCGUCUACCACUACGGCCUCGCCAUCAAGCGCCACGCCUUUCCAGAGUGGGCAUUCAGCGAAGAAACCUAUUUCCUUGCCUGCAUGCUGCACGAUAUCGGGACGACGCGCGAGAAUCUGCAUGCCUCGAAAUUGAGCUUUGAGUUCGUUGGCGGGUUUAUCGCGCUCGAUGUCCUGCUGACUCGGGACAAUGCUAGCGAUGCUAGCGAUGAUAUAGCCUCCCGCGACCAGGCGGAGAGUGUGGCUGAGGCGAUUAUUCGGCAUCAGGAUCUGAGGGAUGUAGGCGCUAUUACGGCGUUGGGGCAGUUGCUGCAGCUGGCGACGGUUUUCGAUAAUAUCGGGGGCCAUGCGGAGCUGGUUAGUGAUUAUACUGUCCAGGAUGUUGUUCGGAUUUAUCCGCGGUUGGGAUGGAGCUCUUGCUUUGCUGCGACGGUUGAGCAGGAGGUUGAGUUGAAGCCUUGGGCUCAUACGACGGCGCUGGGUGACUUCAAGGGUCAUAUUCUGGCGAAUCCGUAUAAUAAGUAUGAGUAG
Messenger RNA from Aspergillus mulundensis, 729 nucleotides. Its product is annotated as putative urea hydro-lyase/cyanamide hydratase. The transcript is spliced from 2 exons. The record is from RefSeq and is a predicted model, not a curated record. NCBI's taxonomy places the organism in Eukaryota, Fungi, Ascomycota, Eurotiomycetes, Eurotiales, Aspergillaceae. The coding region runs from base 1 to 729 and encodes 242 amino acids.